Molecule: messenger RNA, 662 nt
Organism: Armigeres subalbatus
Lineage: Eukaryota; Metazoa; Arthropoda; Insecta; Diptera; Culicidae
Product: DNA-directed RNA polymerase II subunit RPB9
Exons: 3
Coding region: 117-503 (128 amino acids)
Biological process (GO): DNA-templated transcription; maintenance of transcriptional fidelity during transcription elongation by RNA polymerase II; transcription-coupled nucleotide-excision repair
Cellular component (GO): RNA polymerase II, core complex
Molecular function (GO): DNA-directed RNA polymerase activity; zinc ion binding; nucleic acid binding
Source: RefSeq, a predicted model, not a curated record
UCCUGCUUUAAAAAAAAACAAAACCCAUCAAUAAGCGUAAACAACUCGUGUUGCUUGGUUGGACUUCGGAAACAUCUGCGGAUCAAAGCAAAGUUUCGCAUCUAAUACCCUCGAAAAUGACUUUCGAUGCCGCAACUCAUGACGACGGGCCCGGAUUUGUGGGCAUUCGUUUCUGUCAGGAAUGUAACAACAUGUUGUACCCGAAAGAAGACAAAGAAAACAAGGUGCUGCUCUAUGCCUGCCGGAAUUGUGACUACAAGCAGGAAGCCGACUCCAACUGUAUCUACGUGAACAAAAUUAUGCACGAAAUCGACGAGCUGACCCACAUCGUGCCGGACGUGAUAUCGGACCCGACGCUGCCCCGAACGGAAGAACAUGCCUGUCCCAAGUGCACCCACCGGGAAGCGGUAUUUUUCCAGGCACAGACACGGCGAGCCGAAGAGGAAAUGAGAUUGUAUUAUGUGUGUACCAAUCCGGGAUGUUGCCACCGCUGGACCGAGUAAACUGGGCGAAAUUGACGAACGAAAGAGUUUUGGACGAAGGGUGAUUCCAUUUGGUGAACGAGAUUUGAUAAUGACUUCACUUAAUAUUAAUAUUUGAUUUUGUAUCAUGAUACAAAAAUGUAAUAACAUGGUUACGAUGAGCUGAUGGGCACUUCCAAA